Mesorhabditis belari is the source of this 6237-nucleotide messenger RNA. The record is from the annotation of a GenBank genome assembly. NCBI's taxonomy places the organism in Eukaryota, Metazoa, Nematoda, Chromadorea, Rhabditida, Rhabditidae.
AUGUUGUGGGUAUCUUUGGCGUGGGCCCUCGGGCUUACCACAGCCUAUCACAUGUUACCACCAAAUAACUUGGAAGACCAAGCGAAAUGCCAAAACGAUGGUUUCUAUUUGAAUAAUAAUACAUGCUGGUGUAAACCGUAUUUCAAAGGAGAUUCGUGUCAACAACGAAUUUGUAUGAAUGGAGGUCGAAACUAUGGUGAAGAAACAACUAGAUGUAUUUGUCCAUCCGGAUUCCUUGGGGCAAAUUGUGAACCAAGAGCAUGUCUGGGUGAUGUGAACGAUAUUUUCAAUCCUCCAGUUACCAGAAGGAGUGCCACUUUUCUCUUUACUUCCACACCUGAUAUGAACGAUAAAAUUAAAAAAUCUGGCGAUGAUUUUCUGACUCACAUUCAGCAACAAUUUGAUAAACAAAAGAUCGUGUUGGGUACUUGUUUGGAAUCAAUCAAGGACAUCUUCUGUAAUGAAGAGGACGGAUAUUGUCCCAUCGAUUUCAUGCCGUAUAAAGCUGUUUUGGGGGCUGUUCGACGAUCAUCACCCAAUUCACCGGAAAACUAUGAAACAAUCAUCCAAGAAGCCACAAUGAUGGGAGUGACAAUCAAUACAUUCCUUUAUGGACCAGCAGGAAUCAAUCGUGAUACAGUCUACAUUCAAAAUGGGUUUGCCGAAUAUGGGGAAUUUGCUGCAGCAACGGGAGGAUUCUACGUGACACCAUACAAUUAUCAACAAAACGCUCUGAUGGGAAAUGUUUCUGUAUCGGAGGCUUUGGAUAUCGUUCACAAUGUGAUCACCACAUCGUAUCCUAUUCACUUUGAUCCAACACCCGAUCCGACAUACUAUCACUCGGAAAAUGGAGUAUUCUACUUCACGUUCCGAACCAAUGAUACAGCCGAUCUCUCUUUUUUCAUUUCAUUUAUUUUGCCUGAACCCAAGCGCAUUGAUUCAUUUGAGAUGACCCUCACUGAUGCUGGGUUUACAAAGAUCUACACGCUUGAUCUGAACAGUACCAAAUCAAUGUAUGCCAUGCUGCAAACUACUUCAAAUGGUCCAGUGCGCGGUGUUCGAGUAUACGGUCAACCAUCUUAUCCAUUAUCUUUGGCCAUUUCUACAGCAAUUCAAGUCGAUGCAUCUCAUCCACACGCUGUGCCAAUUCAAGGAAUAUCACCAAAUGGACCAAACAUGUUGGUAAGUGCGGGAUUAAACAUCUCAAUGAGAGGACAAAAAGUGGGCAAUUGGGUGAUCGCAAAAAAUGAUGGAACAAUGAAAAGAAAUGAUGGAGAUACAUGUCUGUAUCAAUCAAUUAUUGGAACAAUCAAGAGUUGCACACAAGGAUCCACAUGGAUUCAGGUGUCGGAUGGAAAAGAAGCAGAAAGUACAGGAAUGAUUCCAUUUUAUUGUGGAGAUGCAAUUUAUGGAACAAGCAUUCCACCAAACAUUUUCGACAAUCAUCAGAGAAAUGAUGAAAAAUGGACACCAAAAAGUAGAGCGGAUACGACCAAAUGCUUUGAACCACCGGAACCGGAACGAACAAAAUAUGUGAAUCAGGGAAAGCAGAUCAUUGGAUUUGUUAUCGAGGACAAUCCAAAAAUCACAAACGAUUUCUUGAUAGGCCCGGGUAAUAUUUUUGGGAAGUUUCUUACCAUUUUCACGCCUGAUACUAUUGCUAUCACAAAUGUUGUCAAUGGAGACAAAGGAUAUACGUUUUCUGCUACUGGAGACAUUGGCACUGUAAUGGGCAACAUUUUGAAUAAUAUUGGCUCAGAAAACCCAUCGACAAAAACCAAUUUCUACAAUGCCAUCAAAAAUGCAACAGAAAUCAAUCGUGACGCAUUAUUCUAUGAUUUGUUUGUGGUUGGAUUAUCAUCGAGUGUGUUUGAGUUUACUGAGACAACUCCCGAAUUCGAUAUGUUUGGCUAUCUCUACAAGCAACGGAUCAGGCUUCAUUGGUUGUGGAUUAAAAACGAAAGUCCCACUCCUACUCCUACUUCCGCUAAGGAAUUUGAUGAAGCCUCAAAGAAAUUAGCUGCUGGCACUGGUGGACUCUCACAUCUUUUUGAUAAUGCACAAGAAGCGGCAAAGUUCAUCAACAACUUUGAUUGGUUUUUCGGAAAAGAGUUGGUGUACAGUCAAGAAUUGAGUGACAUGAUUGAAACCAUUACUCCAUUACAAUUACAAAUCAAUGAAACGAUUUAUGUGGUUCUUGAUAGUUCGGCUACGACAAUUCCGGAUGUUGCAAUCAGCGGAAAUGAUCUAGGAAAAUUUGGACCAGUAACCACUUCCAAGACCUAUUACAUGAAAAUUUAUUAUCCAAUUGUGAAUGGAGAACAUUUAUCGAUUCGAGUCUACACGACGGUUCCAUCGUUGCAUUCUAUUGCGUUUGCUUCAGGGAAUAAAGACGAAAAAGAUGGUGAUAUGUAUGGACCAAUCUUUGGUACUCCUAUUCAAUUUCCCGUUUUCGCUACCAAUCUUGAUCUUCUAACAGGGAAUGCAACAUUCACAAUUUCUCUUCAAACAAACAGUGCCAAGGAUUAUAAACCCCUUCAAACUAGCGGUUCUAUUAUCAAAAACGACUGUGACGGCGACUUUGCCUUUUUGUAUUAUUUUAGCUACAAUUGGGUAUGCUCUCAGCCGGGGAGAAUUUAUCAACUACAGCUUUCCGAGCAGAAAACUUGGACUACAAGAACGUUUUCCUUUGUUUGUAAUCAAGAAAAUCCUGAAGAAAACAAUUUUUGUGGAGCGCACGGUGAACCGUACAAAGAUAAAGGCCUAUGUGAAUGUAAAGCUGGAUGGACGGGGCAAUUAUGUGAUAUGCCUGAUUGUCAAAAUGAUGGAAUAGCUUUAAGUGGACAUACAUGUGAUUGUCCAAACAACACAAGAGGAUUCUUCUGUGAAUAUGAUACAAACAAAACAUGCCGUCCUGAAGAUGUAAUUUUCCCCGAAUAUCGCUCAAAAAUUGGCUCUUUAAUUUUCGUGAUCGAGGAAUCGAAAAGUGUUUGGGACAAAAUUAAAACAUGGAUUGAUGAUGUUAAUAAAAUGAGUCGAGAUGAAUUUGAAGCUAAAUUCCAAUCGACACAAAUUGUUCUCGUCACCCAUGGAAAUGAUGGAAUGAAAAGCAGACUUGCAACAACCGAUCCAAAAUCAUUAAAGAAUGCUUUGAAUGAUGGGACGAAAUGGACAACUUAUGAUGGAACAACCAGCGAACGAGCCCUCAUUACAGCUCUCAAUUUACAAACAACCGAUCGUUCUCUUUUGAUUUGGGUGACAUCAUCGGUAUGGGAAAAUGGAAAACCAACUGAUGAUCCUCAGCGGAAACUCUUCAAAUUGAUUGCUGAUCGAAGAGCUGAUAUUCGGAUCUAUAUCACCGAUCAAACAACACCGCUUGGUGGUGACCCGUUAUUGAACAAAUUGGGUUUGCUCUCUGUUUCUAUCCCAAUUCAGUUAGCUGGUGUUACUGAUUUCCAACAGGUGAUUGGAAGGUACAUUUACCCAUCAUUGCCAAGAGAUAAUCAAUUCGCGCCAAUUUUGACAACUAUUGACUACAGCUCCGAUUGUUCGCCAGACAACAAAACGCUGUUCAUUCCCCAAAAUUCGGGCUGGUUUCUUUCUACUAUUGGUUUGGAAGUCACAGUCGCCGCUAGUCAAAAAACCCCAGUUUUACCAACACCUAUUGUACCAGGCCUACAAUCAUUUGACCGACUUGAGAGUGGAACAAGUUACACAUUCACAUUCACCCCAUCUAACGAAGCCGCCUGUGGAUAUUCUAUUGAAGUUCUGGGUGAAGAACAAGUUGCAUAUGGAAUUGCGAGUAAUGACGAGGAUCAAGAAUCUCUCUCUUCAGUGAUGAAUGCACAAUAUGACAACUACCUGAAUAUAAAAUGGAAUGGAGCUAUUGUGUCUCCCUAUACCGACCCUGAGUCUUCUUAUGCAGCUGAUUUCUUCCAAAAUGCACAACAAUGGACGGUGACCGAGAAUGACAAAGCCCUUUACACAAUCGAUUACACAAUCCCGGGCACCAAUCGUGUUGCAUUGAAUCACAAUCUCAGCGAUACUCAAUGUACUUACCCAUUUUUACCAAAAAUGCUUUUGUGUGAAAAUGGCACUGAAGGAUUUGUGAUAAGGAUUAAUUCCCCAUCAAAAGAGGAUGACACAAAGGUUGUACAAAAGAUGACCUACAUGCCAUGCAUCAAUCUAACAACAUGGUGUAAAAAUGGUAAAUAUGGUGGAGAAAUCUGUGAUUGCGAUAAUGGAUGGAGUGGGUAUGAUUGCACGAUCCCAACAUGCGAACAUGGGGGAAUCCGUGAUGGAACUGUGUGUAAUUGUCAGAAAGGUUUCAUUGGACCAUUCUGUGAACCACCCCCCAAAUAUGAACUUUGCACAAUGAAUGCUCGCCUUGAUAUCAUGUUCAUGAUUGACGGAUGUUUUUCUGAUCAAGAAGAUAUUACUUUGGUGUACGAUGUACUCACAAAUUUCUACGAAAAACUCUCAAUGUCAAAAAAUAUUGUGAAUGCGUCUGAUUUUUGUAAUGAUCAAAGCCAGUGGAAAGAAUGGAAUACAAGGGUUACAGGUCAAACAUAUUACAAAGAUACAUACAAAGGAGUUCUCCCACAAUUCUGUCAAGAUCAAUCACUUCUAAUUGCCAGUACAGUCAAUGGCUUAAAGCCUGGCUCAUUAAAUGUUACUUCAAUGCAAAAAAUCAUCAACAGAACGAGUCUUUUCAUUGAACAGAAGGGAUGUGUUUGUCGAAGAGGAGUGAAUCUAACCGACUAUAACGUGGCUGCAAAACAAGUCAUGAUUUGGAUGCCAUUGACACCAAAGUAUGGCGAAGAAGCACCAGAGUUUAAACGCACUCAACUUUACAGCUUUGUUCAUUACCUCUUGCCUUAUAAAUUCUCACAGAAGGAUGCUGAUGUUGAUCCAAAUUCGAUUUGGCCAAAGAUGGAAGAGAUGAAUUUGACACCGACGAAAAGCAGAAAAGAAAUUGUGCAAGCACUAUGGGAUCUCGUUUGCAAUAUAACUGGUAGCAUAGGAGAACGACCAAUUGCCCCAGAUGAUUGGACACCGCCUGAAAUAUUAUUGGAUCAGGAUGAGGCUUUUCAAUUGAAUUCGGGAAUGCAUCAAAAGAUGAAUGAAUCAAUAACUAAACUCCGUGAAGUUCUUGGAUCGAAUCUUUCACAAGAACAUGACACUGAAUAUCAUUUGAAGAGAUGGUUAACAGCUUAUAAUAGUAAUAUUGAACGAGCGAGUAUAAAAUAUCUGGAGUACUCAAAAAUUCGGCAAAACUUGGGAUACGACAGUGCACAAAAAGUGGAAAAAUUCUACAAAGAACAAGAAUCGACUUCUUGUGGCCGCUUCUCUCGUCAAAGCCCCUUGGAUAUUUCUUGGAUAAACAAAAAAGAUAAUGGAAUUGUUUUUGUGGAAAUGAGUGUUGAAGAUCCAAAACGAUUUGUGAAAGCAGUGAGUGUCGAUGAAUAUCUUCGGUCAUUUAUGGGAUACUGCGAAUAUUUCCAGAAUCUUGUACUUGAACAUGAAAAGAAAUCUGGGAGACCGUCACAUGGAAUUUGCAUUUUUGAUAUGAAAGGUAUGGCAGUUGGACCCUACAUGAAUCCAACUUCGGCAAUCAAUUCACUCAUGCAGGCUAGGAUAAACAUUUGGCUUGAGUACUAUGCAGAAUUGCUGAAACAGGUGAUUAUCGUCAAUCCUCCAAUGAUGCUAUCUCUUGUUUGGAAGGUAGCUUCACUUCUUCUCCCUUCUCAUGUCCAUUCUCGAUUCGCAUUUGCCUCAAAAUUGCCCUCACAUCUUGAAGAAUAUCUGGAUAUAAAAGCGAUUCCACAAGGAUUUGGUGGGAAUAGAAUGCCUCCACCCGGUUGUUUGACAAAUUGCUCUCAACCAGCUGAGAAAAUCACUGAAAAAGACGAAAUGAAUUUUGAUGAUUUCUGGAUAUCCCGGGGUUUAACUCCAGAUAUGAAAUCGGUGACUGUCAAAGCUGGAGAUGAGACUGUCAUCGAAUUUGAAUCUGAUGGAAAAUGUCUCACUUAUGAGAUUUCAUUAAAUGGAGAGGCACAAUGCUGGUUUCAAAAAGAUGACGAGGAUUUGACACCCCGAUUCAAGUAUUCAACCUCGAAAUUACCCGUAACUGGCGUCGUUUCUAUUAGAACCCUAUCAAAAUCUCCGAUCAUUCUUCAUAUUAUCAACACAAGUCGGAUAUUUUCAAUCAAAGCUAAAAUUGCUGUGAAGAUCAAU